AUGAUUCACCAGGCCAACGUGUUGGGAAAACGUUCCAACAAUGGAUUCAAAAAGGAGGCGUGGGUGGCAGCGCUGGCAAAGUUAAACGAAGUCCCUGACUGCGCGUUUACCAUGCUGCAACUUAAAUCCCGGAACACGGCGAUCAAGGAGCGAUUUUCUUUGCUUUCUCGCAUGGCAAAUGCUUCUGGAAUGAGGUGGGAGCGGUCAAGGUCGUUGGUGGUAUGUGUUUCGACGACCUGGGACGCAUUCCUCGCUGGCAAGGGCAAAGACAUGGAGCGUUGGAAGAACAAGCCGUUUCCGUUGUACGAUUUGUGCGAAGUUCUCUACGAAGGCACCUUGGCAACGGGUGUGUAUGCUCAAUCAUCAAGUGUCGCUUCCUGCAAAGUACCAGGCGUGAUUGGGCAACUCGAAGACGACGAACACGAUUCUCAGAAUGGACGAAGUGAGGAUGAAAACAGCACCAUCAAUGCGAGCAUUGCAACAGCAUCAUCGAAGCGACCGUGUCCUGGCAGCUCUUCCCCUCCAAGACGAGUCCGGCGUUCAGCGGCAUCCACGAUGGCAGUCGAGCUCAAGUCACAAACUGAAAGUAUAUCCAAGGAACUGGCAGCGUUUGCAUCGGCCGCCAUUCAAGACAUCGUGGCGGCACCCAUGGACUCGAACGAAGCUGUGCACGACACAUAG
Messenger RNA from Aphanomyces invadans, 681 nucleotides. RefSeq lists its product as hypothetical. The coding region runs from base 1 to 681 and encodes 226 amino acids. The record is from RefSeq and is a predicted model, not a curated record. The transcript has 2 exons. Lineage: Eukaryota; Oomycota; Saprolegniomycetes; Saprolegniales; Verrucalvaceae.